AUGACUCUCUACUACACUCUCGUGUUCAUGCUCCUCAUGGCGGAGAUGGGGCUUUUCAUGCUCCUUCUGGUGCCCCUUCCCUUCGCCGUCAAGCGGAAGUUGUUCACCUUCAUCUCCGAGAGUCCAAUCGUGGCAAAAGUGCAGUAUUGGAUGAAGAUCACAUUCGUCUUCAUCCUGAUUCUGUUCAUUGACAGCGUCAACCGCGUUUACCGCGUCCAAGUCGAGUUGGCGAUUGCGACUGAGAACCAGAACAGCGGCGCCGCCGUCAUGGGUCACGAACGCCUUGAGGUGCAAGCCCGCAAGUUCUACUCCCAGCGCAACAUGUACCUUUGCGGCUUCACCCUCUUCCUUUCCCUCAUCCUCAACCGCACCUACGUUAUGAUCCUUGAGGUGAUGCGUCUGGAGGACAAGGUCCGCGGCUACGAGGGUACCAAGGGCAACACCAAGGAGAGCGAGAAGCUUGCCGUUGCCGGUGAUGCCGGUGAGAUCGCCAAGCUUCGCAAGCAGCUUGAGGAGAAGAACCGCGACCUCGAGACCCUCAAGAAGCAGAGCGCCGGUCUGCACAAGAGCUACGACGAGCUCUCUGACCAGUACGCCUCUACCCAGCUCAAGGGUGACAAGAAGGCGCAGUAA
Molecule: messenger RNA, 633 nt
Organism: Colletotrichum abscissum
Lineage: Eukaryota; Fungi; Ascomycota; Sordariomycetes; Glomerellales; Glomerellaceae
Exons: 4
Coding region: 1-633 (210 amino acids)
Biological process (GO): endoplasmic reticulum to Golgi vesicle-mediated transport; intracellular protein transport
Cellular component (GO): endoplasmic reticulum; endoplasmic reticulum membrane
Source: RefSeq, a predicted model, not a curated record